AUGGAUUUCACCCAGCUUGAGGCAGCUUCAGAUGGCAGAGAGAAUGUGUUAGUAAUCACCCAUGUGCUUAACAAAUUUACAGUCGAAGUGCCAACAAAAGAUCAGUGGGCCAGCACCGUAGUCAAAAUCCCUGGUACAUGACUGGUUUCUUGUGUAUUCUUCUAGACUCGGCUCUCUCCCAAACUCCUUUUGAGUUGCGUUCUUUUCUUCCUUAUAAUGCAUUAUUCAUACUGAAUUGAGGGAAAGAGACACACCUCUCUCUCGGUCAGCGACCGAUCAUUUUUUUCUUCUUCUUCUUUAAUGCCACCCCAAGGUACAGAGCGAUACUACUCUCUAUGACUGGUCAUUCAUUUUUGUUUUAAAUGCCACCCCGUGGCAUGGAGCAACACCGGUCACUUGGAUUGCGACCGAUCCUUUUUUUAACGCCACCCCGAGGCACAGAGUAACACCACUCUCUCUGUCUGCAACCGAUCCUUUUAUUAACACCACCCUGUGGCACAGAGCAACACUGCUUUCUCGAUCCGUGAUAGCCUGCAUAGCAAUCGUUUCGGUGUGGUUUAGGACCAAAGAACGAGGAAGGAGAGUCAAACACCGUGCAAAAAAAUGGUGCCAGCAAAAGAACGGGGAGGGGGCACCCCGUGGCACAGAGUGACACUUCUCUCGCACACCACGACCGUUGUUAUCAAUUUUUUUCCUAAUGCCACCGCGUGGCACUGUGGACAAUUACAAAAGCUGAUCUUCUGCCCUGGCUAUCAGAAUACCUUUUUCAACUAUGAAGACUAAAGCUCUCCUCAAAAAUCUAUAAAACGCUCAUUGUUUUCUCAUGCUUCAGUACAGAAACGCGCCGACUUCUUCCUCACAGGCAGCUCUUUCCAAAACUUAGCACUUCCUAACCCCCUUAGCAAGAAGCUCACAAGAAUUCCCAGGAGGACGUGUUUGGACACAGAACCGACAAUAGUACAAUGUGGGCUAGUAAGUUAAACAACAGCUUUUGAAAUUCACGUUUUCUGUGCAUGCAUUUUUGUCUUUCACCAUAUUAGGGUAUAGUGGAGGGACAAGGGUUAAUGCAGGGCAGAAACGAGGUUCCAGGAAAAAUAAACUCUUUCGUUUUUCACGGACAAAGGCCUUAUGGAUUGUGAGACAGAGGAAGAAUUUCAAGUGCAGUUGGCAUCGCUUAAGGACGUCUGGAUUGAGCAAGAGAAAGCCUAUCUGCCUGCUGGGAAGCAGCCAUCAUAUCACCAGUAUAUCUCGGAAAAGGUGACAGGGUUAUCUUUUUUUCAAUGU
This is a messenger RNA of Porites lobata, 1284 nucleotides long. The record is from the annotation of a GenBank genome assembly. Lineage: Eukaryota; Metazoa; Cnidaria; Anthozoa; Scleractinia; Poritidae.